GCUGGCGGGGAGGCACUUCCGCAACCAGGACCUGUACAUUGUGGAAGCUCGUUUUCUGUGAAGUGUAUCGCAGUUGCAUGUAGUUAACUGCAAUAACUGUACUGGGUUUUUUAAAACUAAAUUAAAGGUUUGGUUAUUUAUUCUUUCACCGGAGGAUUUUGAGCACACCGGCGGUUUAUCCUCGCUGUUUAAUCUCCGAAGGACCCGGGCGAUCGUGGUAUCAUUUGUAUGUCAAGUCCUCCUGGGCACUGAAUUGCACACUGUCGCUUUCUCGUUCUCUAACCGGUGGCGGAGUGGCAAAGAAAAAGUGCAUUUCAGAUUAGGGUCUUAUUUUGUGUACACCAUUGCAUUUCAGUUGCACGCUGCUUGCGGUGGUUCAUUUGCAGAAACGUGUUAAUUAGGACUGUGCAUCGUGGUUAGUGCUGGAGCAGGUUAUUUCGCGAAAGCUGCUAACAGCUGAGUGGUUUGGCAUCGUGCUGGGUGACUGCCGGCACAUCGUUAUAAUGACGUGCUGAGCGACAGGCCUCGGGUUUCCUCUCAUAGCGUAUCUUGUUCUCAGCUCGCCUGCUGUAUUUUUUGUAACUUUGUGUCGCACGUUGUAUAGUGUUAUUUUUAGUUGGGGGCGAGGAUAUACUUUUUUUUUUUUUUUUUUUUUUUAUCUAUAAACUCGCUGUUUGGUUAACGUUGUGUGCAGUGUUGUUUGGUUUCUCGACUACAGAUCUUGAAUAUAUAUUUUCUGUUUGCUUAAUGCCACUACAGACCGUAAUACAACAUACACCGAGUGUAUUUGCUUUUUAAAAACAAUAUAAAGUCGCCUUUAAAGAUUCUUAGAGCGCGCAUUUUAAAACCGAUUCGUGGCGUUUAAGAUUGAGAAGAAGCGAUGAAUGGGUUCAGUACCGAGGAGGACAGCCACGACGGCCCUCCUGUUGCCCCGUUUUACGGCCAGAGCUGCUGCCUGAUCGAGGACGGGGAGCGCUGCGGCCGAUCAGCUGGGAACGCCUCCUUUAGCAAGCGGAUCCAGAAGAGCAUCUCCCAAAAGAAACUUAAACUGGAUAUCGACAAAAGCGUCAGGCAUCUGUAUAUCUGUGAUUUCCACAAGAACUUCAUCCAGAGUAUUCGCAACAAGAGGAAGAGAAAGACCAGCGAUGACGGGGGGGACUCUCCAGACCACGAUGCAGAAGUGCCAGAGGUUGAUUUGUUUCAGCUGCAGGUGAACACGCUGCGCCGUUACAAAAGGCAUUACAAGCUACAGACCAGACCUGGCCUCAACAAAGCUCAGCUGGCAGAGACUGUCAGUCGCCACUUCAGGAAUAUCCCCGUGAACGAGAAGGAGACCCUGACCUACUUCAUCUACAUGGUGAAAAGCAACAAGAGCCGGCUGGAGCACAAAUCAGAAAGCAGCAAAGCACUGGAAUAAGUGUGCGCCUUUCUCUUUCUUUACAGCUUUGAAUAACUGCUGGGAUACAAACCAAGCAUGAUGGAGAGAAAGAUUGCAUUGCAGGCAGCCACACCUCCCUCCUCAAGACUGCGUAUCCAUUCAAAACCGUAGCUACGAUGUAUAUCACACAGCCAUACUUACAGCUUGGGACAAAAGUGUUGCAUUACGUUGAGCUUUAGGAUUGAGACAGAAACUAUAGAAGUCUACCGGAAGCCAUAAUAGUACAGUAUUUAAAUUUGUCAGUUUUUCGUUAAGUAUACUGAAGACGAAGCUGUAUGUAUAGACUAACGUUAUUCAGAAGGUUUAAUUCAGCUUUAUGAAGCAAAAUGAGUUAAUUCUGUAGGGUGAUGCAAAACUUUUGGACAUGGUUGUAGAUACUAUAUAUCAAAUUCUGAAUGGUGCAAAAGCAUUUAGUUAGGAAAAUGUCGUAUCCCUACACAGUGGGGAAAGAAAACAUUUUUUUGGAGCUAACUGUUAUUUUGAAAAUAUUUCACGCGAGUGAUAAGAUUGUGUGCCAAAACACAAAGAAAAUGAAAUCUGUUCUUGUAAAGUAUGAGAACAAAGCCAAACGAUACAAGACUGGCGUGAAAACCAGACUGAGAUUGAUUCGGGGACGUGCAGCCGUUAGAAGUGUGUUACAGAAUUAGGGAAGCGUGUGCUUUGCACGCUGUAGAUAGAUCUGUUACUGUCCCAGUGUAGGAUGGCAUGUUCCUGAGACUCGCUGCAGACGCAGUGCUUUGUGGAAGUGGGGGGUUGUUUGACAUAUUGAAUAUCUCGAUACUUCUGCUUGUUUUCUACACAGCGGGCUGGCAUGGAAGCCCAUGCAGGUGUUUGAUUUGAUGUAUUGACACGUGUGUACAUUUUCAGAUUCGUGAAUGCGUCGUUCUUGUGUCCCUUAAAGCUAAGCUGUUUGCGCUACUAUUUGUGUCUUUAUAUAAUUUUUAUUUUAGUGACGUUGGUAUUGUGUUUUUUUUUAAUACUGUAUUUUGUGCAUCUUUCUAAAAGUUUCAGAACAUCAAUAUGAAAGCAGGGGAACGGAUGCCAGCCUGUUCUGAUUUAUUACAGUGUGAAAAUCUUAACCCUGCCUGUUUUGAAAAUACUACGCCUUCCAACUAAAAAAGGACUUUAAGCUUCAGGUUUGUGAGGAGGGUGCGCUUGGGUCUCGCUUGUUUCCAUGGUAAAGCAUGUUACCAGGCAGUGGAGGGGGGCUGGUGCUUGCUACCAGGCAGUGGAGGGGGGGGGCUGUGCUUGUUACCAGGCAGUGGAGGGGGGGCUGGGCUCUUGGUUAAUAAUCUGCGUGUGCUACGUUUUGUCUGAAGUAAAGCACUGGGGGAGCUACAUUGAACAGGGAAGCGCUGUAUCAAGAUGUGAAUGACAAGGGCACUGAGACCAACACAGCAACAGGCAGGGAUGCAAGUAAAUACUCCCAUUGUGUAGCAGUGUGAUCCGUUCCUGGUUUCACUACAACUAAUAAGACAGAUCUGCACGUGUUCCCUGUCCACUGGGGCUAAUUGAGCUCGUAGCACUAAAACCUGCAGUGGGAAGCUGCUAAGCAUCUCUGAGCCUGUGCUAGGAAGAGAAUGAAGUGGCACACUGUUUCCUGUGCUGGAUCCCCCUCCACUGUUUACUGAAGCACAUUCACCUCAAAUACACACUUGUGUUAAAAAAAAAAAAAAAAAAAAAACAACUGCUUCAAGUGAACUGUGCUUCAUGUACACUUGCACAUAUUCUGUAUAGGGACUUUUCACUUUGAAAGUAGAGACUUCACGUUUUGUUU
This is a messenger RNA of Polyodon spathula (Mississippi paddlefish), 3215 nucleotides long. Its product is annotated as histone deacetylase complex subunit SAP30L-like. The transcript has 4 exons. Bases 881 to 1417 code for a protein of 178 amino acids. Gene Ontology annotation, biological process: regulation of DNA-templated transcription. The record is from RefSeq and is a predicted model, not a curated record. Gene Ontology annotation, cellular component: histone deacetylase complex. NCBI's taxonomy places the organism in Eukaryota, Metazoa, Chordata, Actinopteri, Acipenseriformes, Polyodontidae. Gene Ontology annotation, molecular function: transcription coregulator activity; protein binding.